Messenger RNA from Blepharisma stoltei, 5164 nucleotides. The record is from the annotation of a GenBank genome assembly. NCBI's taxonomy places the organism in Eukaryota, Ciliophora, Heterotrichea, Heterotrichida, Blepharismidae.
AUGGAAAAUCAAGACUUCCUCACAGAUUUAUAUUUUCAAAAAAAAUCAGUCAGUGUAUUUUUAGAUGACGGAAAAAGCUUACAAAAAGACCAUAACCUCAAAAGCUUGAUAUAUUCUUUUGAUAUAACAUCAACUGCGCAUGGGAAAACUUUCAAUUGGACAAUCAACAAAUUAUAUUCAGAAUUUCAACAAUUAGAUCGAGAUAUAAGGAUAUUUUAUCACCCAAGACCAUUAGGACACCAUCUAAUGCCAAAACUUUUUACUGUGAAACACGAACAGCAGCAAUUAAUUACACUUGAAAAUUAUAUUCGAGCAAUUUAUGAUAUUCCUAGGAUCAAAAAAUCUCCAAUUUUUUGGGAAUUUAUUGAAGUUAGCGAGAUUUCAUUUCUUGGAACCUCAAUAAAAAGAAAAGAAGGGUAUAUUUAUAAAAGAACUGGAGGAAGAAUAGGAAAUGAGCUGCGAUUUUGCAAUUGUAAAAAAUAUUUUCGAAGAUACCAAAAGCGCUGAUUAAUUAUUCGUGAUAAUAUGGUCGGCUAUUUGGCCUCAAACACAAAAUCUAAUUUAUUAGAAGUUUUGGUUUUUAAAGGGAAAUUUAAGGUAUUUUUUGGAAAACCUAGCACAGGCCAUAAUGAUGGAAUUAUAAUAGAAACAUCAAAUCGAAAAUUAAAAUUUAGAGCAGGCAGUGUAAUGAGAAUGAAAGAAUGAGUCCAAGCUAUAAAUGAAGCUUAUGCAAACUCUGAAUGGACAAGUGAAAACAUGAGAUUUGAGUCAUCUUUUCCUAUUAGGCAUGGAAAUGAAGCAAAGUGAUAUAUUGAUGCAGAAGAAUAUUUUAGCGAUGUAUAUGAUGAGCUAAAAAAAGCUAAACGGGAAGUUUUUAUUUCUGAUUGGUGGCUAAGUCCUGAGCUCUACUUGAAACGCCCUGCAAAACUUUGGACUGAUUCACAAGUUUAUGAAGUUUUAGGGAGCCUUGCUGACCGUGGGGUCAAGAUUUUCAUCCAUGUAUAUAAAGAGGUAAGUUUUGCCUUAAAUUUGAAUUCCUUACACACAAAAAAUACAAUAAUUUCAAGAAAUCCAAAUAUUCAAAUAGUUAGGCACCCUCAUAGGUCUGUGGUUGGUGGAGAGUUUCUAUGGACUCAUCACGAAAAAUUAGUAGUGAUUGACCAAGAAGUUGCCUUUGUGGGUGGCCUUGAUAUGUGCUUUGGAAGAUUUGACAAUCAAAGUCACAAAUUAACUGACUUAAAUGAAAAUCCGACAUGGCCUGGGAUUGAUUAUUCGAACGUAAGAAUAAGCGAAUAUCAGGAUGUUGACAAUUGAAAUAGAGACUUAAUUAAUAGGAAAACUACCCCAAGAAUGCCAUGGCAUGAUAUUGCUUUAAAAGUUUCAGGGAAAGCUGCUUCAGAUGUAGCUUUGCAUUUUAUUGAGCUUUGAAACCAUGUGAUGACCGACAUCACAGGAAACUACUGCAAAGACAAAAAUCUCUUGGAGCCACCUUCUUGUGAAAAAGUUUUCCUAAAAAAUGUCAGCACGAUUGUUGAGUCCCCAAAAAUUCAAGUCUCUUCUGUAAUAAAAAAUCAAGAAGACCAAGAAGAGGCUGUUUUUGAUACAAAGAGAAGAAGCAAAACAUAUGGCCCAGUAUCGUGUACAACUAUGAAUGAGAUUAAUUUAAUAAGACAUAAAAGUGUGGGAGGUGCCCAUAAAAGAAAAAUUAAUGUUGAAAAUUUAAUGUUUUCUAUGUCUUUACCAGACAGACAUCCAAGUCAUGGUAAAGUGAUAAAUGUGCUAAAAGUCCCAACAACCCCUGAAAUUCAAAGACACUUACUCCCCCCCUCCGUGGGCGAACAAAGAAAUUUUGUUCGCUUACGGAGAUGGAUAAAUUUUUUUAUAAAUUUCAUAGAAAAUUUUGUUUUCAAAAAUUUUAAAAAUUCCAAUUUGUAAAAAUUGAGUAGUAAAAAUUAAUUGAAUUUGCGAAAUUUAUAUUUUUAAAACGCAAGCUGUCUAAAAUUAAUAGAAUUAGCUAUAGAUUUGGUUAUCAUUUAUAUAGCAAAAUUUUUUUUUCAUAAAAAAUUUUAUAUAUUAAAAAAAUUGUUGUUUUGGGCAAAAAAAUAGGCGUAUCUUCACACGACGACUAUUUCAUAACGACUAUUUUUUUUUGGCCUAUUUUUUUUGGCCUAUUUUUUUUUGGCCUAUUUUUUUUGGCCUAUUUUUUUUUAGCCUAUUUUGUUUUGGCCUAUUUUUUUUUUGGCCUAUUUUUUUUUGGCCUAUUUUUUUUGGCCUAUGUUUUUUUUGGCCUAUUUUGUUUUGGCCUAUUUUGUUUUGGCCUAUUUUUUUUUUGGCCUAUUUUUUUUGGCCUAUUUUUUUUGGCCUAUUUUUUUGGCCUAUUUUUUUUUGGCCUAUUUGUUUUUGGCCUAUUUUUUUUUUGGCCUAUUUUUUUUUGGCCUAUUUUUUUUGGCCUAUUUUUUUGGCCUAUUUUUUUUGGCCGAUUUUUUGACAAUUUUUUAACUAUUUUUACUAAUAUUUGGGCAUAAAUUCCAUACUAAUUGUUUUAAUAUAAUUUUUAAUAUGUUUUAAAACGAUUUAACCAACAAAAAAUGCACCCUUAACAGAUUUCGUACUCCAUGAAUACUAAUUCAUUGUUUUUAAAAUUUCGAAAAUUUUAGAUUUAAUUAGGAGUUUUUCACUUAAUUUACUAAAUAUUAAUCGCGUAAGUAAAAGUCUCUGCUUCUCAAUUAGGUUUUUAGUCCUCUCAGCAGCUUCAUGAAUGAGGCUAGGUAAAAAAAUAGGCCAAAAACAAAUAGGCCAAAAAAAAAAUAGGCCAAAAAAAAAAUAGGCCAUAAAAAAAUAGGCCAAAAAAAAUAGGCCAAAAAAAAAAAUAGGCCAAAACAAAAUAGGCCAAAAAAAAAAUAGGCCAAAAAAAAAUAGGCCAAAACAAAAUAGGCCAAAACAAAAUAGGCCAAAAAAAAAUAGGCCAAAAAAAAAAUAGGCCAAAACAAAAUAGGCCAAAAAAAAAUAGGCCAAAACAAAAUAGGCCAAAAAAAAAUAGGCCAAAAAAAAAUAGGCCAAAAAAAAAUAGGCCAAAAAAAAAUAGGCCAAAAAAAAAUAGGCCAAAAAAAAAAAUAGGCCAAAAAAAAAUAGGCCAAAAAAACAAUAGGCCAAAAAAAAAUAGGUGAAAAAAAAAAAAUAGGCCAAAAAAAAAUAGUCGUUAUGAAAUAGUCGUCGUGUGAAGGAACCAAAAAUAGGAAUUUUUUUAAUAUUUUUGUUUGCUCACAGGAGGAGGGGGAGUUAGAAAAAAAAGACAAUGAAGAAAAUUUUUUGCUAAGACCUUCUAGCUCAGCUAAUAAUAUUGAUAACCUUUUUUCUAGCAGCUCACACGAGCAAUUAGAGCAUCAAGAUGAGCAAAAAGAGUAUGAUUAUUAUUCAAAAGACAAAAAUGAAGCUUGAGACAAAAAUAUUUUGCAGCCGAAAAUAGUAGAGGCUGAGCAGAAAGGAACUUGCGAAUGCCAGCUUACUAGAAGUGCAGGGUUGUGGUCACUUGGGCUAGAAAAAUCCGAGCAUUCUAUACACACAGCAUAUAUUCAUUUGAUUGAUAUGGCAGACCAUUUUAUUUAUAUAGAAAAUCAAUUUUUUAUUUCUUCAACAGGGGGAUCACUAGUAAAAAAUCAAAUAGCUCAAGCUCUAGUAGAAAGAAUAAAAGUAGCUGCGGCCAGGCAUGAAAAAUUUUUAGUCGUGGUUGUACUACCAUUAUUGCCAGGAUACAAUAUUUAAAAUAGCAGUCAGGGAUAGGGUCAUAGUCCUGCACAACAGGCUAGCCCUAUUAUCCGAGCUUAGUGAGAGACGUUCAAGCUUCUUGAGAGUCUCGGCUUGUCUGUGCUAAGUCUAGCAUAGACUAGAAAAAGUCUGAAAGGCUUAAUUGCUUUAACGGUUCGACGGUUAGACCGAUCCACCUACCAUUGUUCAGAGCUGUUAUUGAAGCUGGCCUACCAUUGUUCAGAGCUGUUAUUGAAGCUGGAUCUCAAAUUAAAUAGGACUUAAGGCGCUAUCGUGCUAGAGAGACUCGAUAAACUUAAACUUAAAUUGCCAGGAUUUGAAGGAUCAGUUAGUGAUAGUGGAGCUGCAGUUUUAAGGGUUCAACUGCAUUGGGAAUAUGAGACUAUAUGCAGAUCAUCAAGCUCUUUGCUAAAGCAAUUGGCUGAUGACCCUAAUAUUAAAGAUCCAUCUGAUUAUAUUAGGUUUUAUGGCCUGAGAACGCACGAUUUACUAGAAAAUACUCCAGUAACUGAACUUGUUUAUGCUCAUAGUAAACUAAUGAUUAUUGAUGACGAUAUUGCACUUAUAGGCUCUGCAAAUAUUAAUGAUCGAAGCCUACUUGGGACAAAUGACUCAGAGCUUGCAAUGAUUAUUGAUGAUAAUGAUAAAGUCUCAAUGCCUAUAGGAAGUGAGGAAAGAGAAGUUUCAAGAUUUGCCCAUAGUUUGAGGGUGUCUUUAUAUAGCGAGUACUUAGGAGUUGAUUAUUUUGAUGAUAGAAUUCAAAACCCCACAUCAGAAGAAUGCUUAAUCCCCCUUUUAAAUUUGAACAAAAAAUCCUAUUCCAAUUUAAAGGUGUUCUAAUUUUUUAUUAAAAAAAAAUUAAAUUUUAGUUUUGCUCAAUAAUAAUUUUAACAUUAAAAUAAAAUAAAUUGACCCCAAAUUUUUGAAUUUUAAUUUAUUUUUUUAAGUAUUAACUCAAAAGUCAAUCGAUAUUCUACUCGUUAAAUUAGGUUUAAAGCAAAUUUGAAAGAUAUUAGUAUUUUUACCUAUAAAAUUUCCUAUUGAAAAAAGAAUUUUUUUCCAAUUUAAAGGGGGCUAAAGUAAAAAUUUAUGGAUAUUUUGUUCGAAUUAGAAGAGGGGGAGUUAGAAUUAUGAAAUAUAACUGCUAGCCAUAAUACUAAAUUUUACAGAAAAGUUUUUAGGUGCUAUCCUGAUGAUAAAAUAUUGAAAAUAAAAGAAAUUGAAACUUUUGCAGGAAAGGCUAAUUUGGAGGCUUAUGAGAAUGAAAGACAUAAAUCAAAAGGAAUACUUGUAAUGGUUUAUAUAGUGUAAUUUUCCUUUGAAAUUUUUGGAAAAUGAAAAAUUGCAGAUCACAGUUUUUAACAGAGAGUUUAUUAUUCCUGAAGAAAGCUUUGUAUAA